UAGGUUAUUGUCCUUCACCGGAGACAACUGCCUCUUUUGGUUCACCAUCCGCGGAUUUUGUUUGCACUAGGAGACGGUCUGUGUCUAAACCAAUCAGAAGAGUAGAACUCCUGAAAAGAAUCUCAUCUUCUUCUCCAAGCUUUCCAUCAAACUGCAAAAGAGAUGAGACAUCAGACGACCAUCCUUCACAAAGUUUACAAGAUGCAGACAUUAACAAUAAUAAAAAAUGAUUUGAGUUUGUUAAACCAACCAUGCCCAUUUAUAAAACUGGCUCAAAUUGUGGUAAAAGGAGACCCAUAUCAGCUCCAGCAGAGCUAGAGUCUACCGACAUGUCAUAUGAUAAUGAAGAAGUCAUACAUUUUUCUGUUGAUGAAGAUGAUGAUGGUUUCAUUGAUUACACUCUUCUUGAACAGGCUGAGGACAAUGCCUUUUCCAUGUCGUCAACUGUUGCUGGUUUGAUGACAAAGCCAUUAGCAAAUUCUAACAUCAUUAAUAUAUGCAACACGGAAAAAACAUCCAAGGCUUGUGUCAGUAAUGUAUCUACUGGUAUGACAGGACUGGAUUCCUGUAGUUUAUUUAAUCCCGUACUGUGUAAUGUUAACCCUGAGAUUAAAACACAGCGAUCCAAAUCUGUCUCUAUGAAGAGACCAGUACCACCACGUGAUGAUAGUCCGGAAGAGAGAAAGAAGUUAAGGGGAAGAUGUUCAUCUGCAAUGGAAGCGAGCUGGAACUCGCCAUUGUUUCUUCCUAGACCUGUCAAAGUUCUUCGUAGUCCGUUAAUGCGUUCAAUGUCCGUUGUUGAACCAAGGAGCCGUCAAGAUAUCGAACAAUUCUUAAAUCCAGGACAAGAUAACAAAAAUUUGACUGGAGAUUUUGCUAAGGAAAAUAUUUUACCGACGAUCAAAGGACAGCAUGCUGACCUUAAAACGGUGACGCCUGAAACGGUUAGCAAUGUUUUGAACUGGAAGUACGAAGAGAUUGAUCAGUUUUUCAUCGUCGAUUGUCGUUAUCCGUACGAGUACGACGGUGGACAUAUUAAGACCGCCUUGAAUUUUCACAAGAAAGAAGAAAUUUACGACUUUUUUCUAAAGAAACCCAAGUGUGUUGAAAAUAAACGAACCAUUUUGAUAUUUCAUUGUGAGUUUUCGUCGAAAAGAGCACCCACGUUAUAUCGAUAUUUGCGCAACAAAGAUCGCGACAGUCACACUCAUUGUUACCCCAAGUUGUUCUACCCAGAGAUCUACGUCAUCCAGGGCGGUUACAAAGCAUUUUACGAGAAUUGCAAGGGGUAUUGUGAACCGCAGUCUUAUCGUCCAAUGGCUGACGAGAAUUUUACCCAAGAGUACAAGCGAUUUUCCAAACGGUCGAAGUCUUGGACUGAUGGUCAAACGGUUCGCAGGUCUUUCCGCCAAGGUCUGAAAUUCUGAUUGGUUUCAAAAUUGCAAUUUGUACAUACACAUCCUUGGAAAAUCCACGCAUUCAUGCAAGCUGUGUGGAAAAUGUGUUGUUUAAUUUCAAUGAAUUUUCACGUCAUAUUUAUGUUAAAAAUGUAAUUUAUAUAGAAAACAUACCCUUCGCGGGAAUUUUAAAAUACAUUACACAAAUAGGUUGUUGAUUGAUUGACUCCCACGUCAAAGUAAAUAAUGUAUACGAAUUUAUCUAGAUAGCUAGGCACAACACAUUGCGACUGUAUAUGGAUGUAUUUGUGUGUUUAAUAAUAUUUGUUUUUAACUUUUUGG
Molecule: messenger RNA, 1739 nt
Organism: Xenia sp. Carnegie-2017
Lineage: Eukaryota; Metazoa; Cnidaria; Anthozoa; Malacalcyonacea; Xeniidae
Product: M-phase inducer phosphatase 1-like
Exons: 17
Coding region: 252-1427 (391 amino acids)
Biological process (GO): positive regulation of G2/M transition of mitotic cell cycle; G2/M transition of mitotic cell cycle; positive regulation of G2/MI transition of meiotic cell cycle
Cellular component (GO): cytoplasm; nucleus
Molecular function (GO): protein tyrosine phosphatase activity
Source: RefSeq, a predicted model, not a curated record